AUGAGGCCCCAGCUGAGCCGGGCAGGGCCGGGGAGAGGCAGCCCGGGGUCCUUGCCUGGGGUCCGGGUCCUGCCUAUGAGCAUCUCUGCUGCGGGGGGCACCGGCUCCCUCCUUUCCCAUGGAAAGCACUUGCUCUGGGCCCCUGGGAGGCCCUUUCUCACCCUGGUGCUGCUGGUUUUCAUCAAGCAAGCCACAGGAUCUCUCCUUGAGGAGACAACUCGGAAGUGGGCUCAGUACAAAGAGAAGUGUCUAAAAGACUUACUUAAGAAACCUUCUGGCAUAUUUUGUAAUGGAACCUUUGAUCAGUAUGUGUGCUGGCCUCAUUCUUCUCCUGGAAAUGUCUCCGUUCCCUGCCCAUCAUACCUACCUUGGUGGAAUGAAGAGAGCUCAGGAAGAGCCUACAGACACUGCUUGGCUCGGGGAACUUGGCAGACCCUAGUGAACACCACAGAUAUUUGGCAGGAUGACUCCGAAUGCUCCGAGAACCACAGCUUCAAACAAAACGUGGAGAAUUACGCCUUGCUGUCCACUCUGCAGCUGAUGUACACAGUGGGAUACUCCCUCUCCCUUAUCUCCCUCUUCCUGGCUCUCACCCUCCUUUUGUUCCUUCGAAAGCUCCACUGUACACGCAACUACAUCCACAUGAACUUGUUUGCUUCAUUCAUCCUGAAAGCCCUGGCUGUGCUGGUGAAGGAUGUUGUCUUCUAUAACUCUUACUCCAAGAGGCCAGACAGUGAGAGUGGAUGGAUGUCCUAUCUGUCAGAGAUGUCCACCUCCUGCCGCUCCGUCCAGGUUUUCCUGCACUACUGCGUGGGUGCCAACCACUUAUGGCUGCUGGUCGAAGGUCUUUACCUCCAUGCCCUGUUGGAGCCCACGGUGCUUCCUGAAAGGCGGCUGUGGCCCAGAUACCUGGUGGUGGGUUGGGCCUUCCCUGUGCUGUUUGUGGUGCCCUGGGGUUUCGCCCGUGCACACCUGGAGAACACGGGAUGCUGGGCAACAAAUGGAAAUAAGAAAAUCUGGUGGAUCAUCCGAGGACCCAUGAUGCUUUGUGUAAUGGUUAAUUUCUUCAUCUUCCUGAAAAUUCUCAGGCUUCUCAUUUCUAAGCUGAAAGCUCAUCAAAUGUGCUUCAGAGAUUAUAAAUACAGACUGGCAAAAUCAACACUGGUCCUCAUUCCUUUACUGGGUGUCCAUGAGAUCCUCUUCUCUUUCAUCACUGAUGACCAAAUCCAAGGAUUUUCAAAACUCAUACGACUCUUCGUUCAAUUGACAUUGAGCUCCUUCCACGGGUUCCUCGUGGCCUUGCAGUACGGCUUUGUCAAUGGAGAGGUGAAGGCUGAACUGCGGAAGUUCUGGGCCCGCUUCUUGCUCGACAACCACUCAGGCUGUGGAGCCUGGGUCCUGGGGAAGAACUUCCGGUUCCUGGGGAAAUGUCCCAAGAAUCUCUCAGAUGGAGAUGGUGCCGAGACGCUUCGGAAGCUGAAGACCUCUCCUGACAGCUCACACCUGGCCACACGGGGCCGGGGGGAGCUGGGUGCUCAUCCUCACCGGGGCCACACAGCCUGGCCCCGUGGCAGCAGCCUGUCGGAGAGCAGUGAGGGGGACUUCACCCUGGCCAACACCAUGGAGGAGAUUCUGGAAGAGAGUGAGAUCUAG
Molecule: messenger RNA, 1653 nt
Organism: Marmota flaviventris (yellow-bellied marmot)
Lineage: Eukaryota; Metazoa; Chordata; Mammalia; Rodentia; Sciuridae
Gene: Glp2r
Product: glucagon like peptide 2 receptor
Biological process (GO): adenylate cyclase-modulating G protein-coupled receptor signaling pathway; cell surface receptor signaling pathway
Cellular component (GO): plasma membrane
Molecular function (GO): glucagon receptor activity; peptide hormone binding
Source: RefSeq, a predicted model, not a curated record